AUGGGUGGUAAUAAGCGUGCCACUCAAGGAUGGAUUGCAAAUAUAGUUACUGACAAGUUGAAGUCUGAUGGGGACAUUUCUCCCAUGGAGCUUAGAAAGUGGAUUAUGAAAACUUACAAUGUUAACGUACCAUACCUAAAAGUAUUCAGAGGGAAAGAGCAAGCAUAUACUGAUAUGCAUGGUAAAUGGGAAGACUCUUUCAUGAAGAUGGAUGUAUUUAGGGAAGAAUUGCUAAACAGGAACCAAGGAAGCGUUGUCGAAAUUGACUUUGAUGUAGUUGGUGGCAAGAAACGCUUCAAAAGGUUUUUUAUUUCUCUGGCCGCUUGUUCGAGAGGGUUUCUUGCUGGUUGUCGUCCUUAUAUUAGUCUUGAUGCUUGCCAUUUAAAAGGAAAAUUAAACGGUGUAUUGGCCGCUGCAACUAGUGUUGACGCUAACGAUUUCAUCUUCCUGAUAGCCUAUUGUGUGCUUGAAUCAAAGAACACACAAUCAUGGAUAUGGUUCCUUGAAUCACUUCAAAAAGCAAUUGGGACGCCAAGUGGUCUUGUUAUCUCAUCAGACAUGCAAAAAGGGUUAGAAGUUGCCAUCAUGCAUGUUUAUCCUAACGUUGAGCAUAGAGAAUGUAUACGACACUUAUAUAGCAAUUUCAAGAAACAUUUUCGUGGUAAAUUCUUCAGCAAGAAACUAUGGAGGGCUGCAAAAACCUACUUGCCUACCAAGCAUGAUAGAUUAUUGAAGGACAUUGGUGAUGUAAGUCAAGACGUCAUCAUAUAUCUAAAUACCAACCACAAAAAGGUAUGGAGUAGAAGCAAGUUUGGCAUAACUUCGAAGUGUGAUUAUGUCACUAAUAAUAUUUCAGAAUCAUUUAAUUCUUGGAUCGGUGUAUUGCGCUAUCAACCCGUGCUUGAUCUACUUGAUGCAAUUAGAGAAAAAGUUAUGAAAAGAUUUGAUAAUAAAAGAAUGUUAGUGAACAAAUGGAAUGGUACAUUGGUUCCUAUUGCUAAGAAUCAUGUUAAUGGCAUUUCAAAGAACUUGGGUGAAUAUGAAGUUUGUAGAAGUUGUGACAAUAAAGCUGAAGUGAAAUGCAAGGGACAACGUUGGGAGGUCUAUUUAGAUGAAAGAAAAUGCAGUUGUCGGGUGUGGCAAGUUACGGCCUUCCAUGUGUACACGCAGCAGCUUUUAUUGCUUUUACGAGGGAUGUUAAUUGGGACAAACAUGUUGAUUCGUGUUACACUAUAG
This is a messenger RNA of Lactuca virosa, 1236 nucleotides long. The record is from the annotation of a GenBank genome assembly. NCBI's taxonomy places the organism in Eukaryota, Viridiplantae, Streptophyta, Magnoliopsida, Asterales, Asteraceae.